Lodderomyces margitis is the source of this 378-nucleotide messenger RNA. RefSeq lists its product as uncharacterized. Bases 1 to 378 code for a protein of 125 amino acids. The transcript has a single exon. Lineage: Eukaryota; Fungi; Ascomycota; Pichiomycetes; Serinales; Debaryomycetaceae. The record is from RefSeq and is a predicted model, not a curated record.
AUGCCACUAAAAGGUAAAGACUCCACUAUCUCCAAAAAGUCUAAUAACAAGAUUCAGAAAACCAAGACCAAACCCAAUGCAAAACAUUCUUCUAAUAAUCAGCAUGUAUCUAGAUCUAAAUCAAAAGCCAAAGCAACCAAGAUAAAACUAGAUAAGUUGAAUGCCGAUGUAACUGAAUUUAAUGAAGUAUCACAGUUAUUAGCUGAAACAUCAGCAAUACCAAAAGACAAAAGGAAAGAUGCUAAUGAAGAUAAUUUGAAGGUGUUAAAACUGAUUAAGGAGGAUUAUGUCAAAGAUAAAGAAAAGAAGAAGAAAGAUGAAUUAGCUAAUGAAGAAAUUAAGAAACAGAUGCAAUUGUUGACUGACAUUGGAUUGUAA